GUAUUCAUUAUGUAGCAAUUCCUUUAGUAAUAUAUUGAUUGAAAAAUGUUAACAAUGAAAUUAAGUGAUUCAAUUUAGAGUAGGCUAGCCUUGGGGUGUAAUGCAAACAUGAUGCCCUUAACAGAGGAGAAAGGAAUAGUUCUGGAAAAUUCUACUGAAAUGUGUGUGGACCCCAUAUCAUUUUUUUUUUUUUUCAUUCUGAGGACUGUUUCUGCUAGCAAGCUAGCUAAACCUGAUUCUAGCCUUACACACACUGGUGGGGGACAAAGGAUUUUGGGACCCAAUGACUGGAAUAAACUGAUAGAAUUCUUCCUCUCUACCAAGAUGUCAAAAAGAGAAAGAGAAAGGCCAUAUGCCCCUCCCCCUCCCCCAGCCCCUACAACACAAUUGCCCAACACCCCCGGGUUUGUGGGGUACAACCCAUACAGCCAUCUGGCUUACAACAACUACAGGCUGGGAGGGACAACAAGCAGCAACAGUCGGGCAACGAAUUCUUCAGGAAUAAACAUUCCAAAGCCACCCAAGCCACCAGACAAGCCGUUGAUGCCUUACAUGCGAUAUAGUCGCAAGGUUUGGGAUCAAGUAAAAGCCUCCAAUCCCGAUCUGAAGCUAUGGGAAAUUGGGAAGAUAAUCGGUGGCAUGUGGAGGGACCUCACUGAUGAGGAGAAACAGGAUUACUUGAAUGAUUACGAAGCAGAGAAGAUUGAGUACAAUGAGAGCAUGAAAGCCUACCACAACUCUCCAGCCUACCUUGCUUACGUCAACGCUAAGAGCCGUGCCGAGGCUGCUCUGGAGGAGGAAAGCCGACAGCGCCAGUCUCGUCUCGACAAGGGCGAGCCAUACAUGAGUAUCCAGCCAGCAGACGACCCAGACGAUUACGACGACGGAUUCUCCAUGAAGCACUCGGCCGCCGCCCGUUUCCAGCGCAACCACCGUCUGAUCAGCGAGAUCCUGAGCGAGAGCGUGGUCCCCGACGUGCGCUCCGUCGUCACUACCGCCCGCAUGCAGGUCUUAAAACGGCAGGUCCAGUCUCUGAUGGUGCACCAGAGGAAGCUAGAGGCAGAGCUACUUCAGAUUGAAGACCGCCACCAGGACAAGAAAAGGAAAUUCAUUGAUGCCACGGAGUCUUUCACCAGCGAGCUGAAAAGGCUGUGUUGUAUGAAAGUGGAGGUGGACAUGGAGAAGAUAUCUGCAGAGGUUGCUGCGGCAGAGGAGGCAUCCCGCAAGCGUAUGUCGGAGCGGGAGAAAGAGGCAUCCACGUCCUCUAGCCUGGAGGAGGAGCAGAAACCAGUUGGUCCGUCAAACAGCAGCAAAAGCCAGCAUGAGUCUGUCAGUGACAGCAGCAACAAGGAGAGAGAGGAGACGGAACCCAGCCUCAUGGAUACUGGUGAGAAGUCAAAAGCCUCGGAGGAGUCGGCGGCUCGUCCUGACAGUGAGGUUGAGGAGGGUGCGCCGUCAGAGGACAAGGAGAGUGUUCCGGAAGGGGUGAUGGAGGAGGGCACCAGUGACAGUAACACGGGGUCGGAGACCACCUCUGCCGUGACGGAGGACGCCCCGCCCAGCGAGCCAGCAGCCUCAGAAGGGCCCAGCAGGGCACGCCCUGCCGCCCACUGAGGAGUCAACCUCUGACCUUUGGGCCGAGAAAUGUCCAUGAUGUGUCACUCCAUCUCUUCAGUCACACUCAGAUGAUAACACAUUGUACAUUAUCAUCUAUGUGAAAAAAUCUGUGUUUAGAUGGGCUUUAUUUCAAAUGUGAAGUUUUAUGCAAUUGGUUGAAUCUUCGGAGCUCUGUUGACAGGGUCAAAAUGGAUCUGCUGUCAAUUUGCAAAGCGCUUCAAGUCUGCAAAGCAAAGUAAUUAUCCCAACGAAAAUGAAUGACAUCUAAAUUGAGUCACAAUAAGCCCACGUGAAUUCACCGUAUUUCCAUCACAGACCACGGUGGCAGUCGAAACCAACCAUCCAUCCUGUCAAUAUAUCAAAACAUAUCUCCUGUCUUAUUCAAUGGUACUAUAUCUGGCAGACACCAGAUCUUACCGAUUGAGGCUGGUUGUAAAAACUGUCACAAAAAAUAAGUUGUUCAAUGUUUAAUUACUUGUUCUUUAUAGUGUAAUGUUAUUGUUGCUUUCAAUUUUAUUUUUGCAUGGUGUCGCAACUCCUCAAAUGAAAGAGUUUGCUUAGUAGACUCUGGCCGAUAUUUUUUUAUGUUUACUCGUAAGUAUCAGUAUUAAGUGACAGUAUUGUCUCAGGAGUUAGUAGAAAUAAGUCGUUGUUUUCAUUAUUUAUUAUUAUUCUUGUGUAUUGUGAGUCCUGGGCCCAGUCCAUCCGUCCACCAACCUGUUGUAUGCUAGGAGUUCAUCCAUGCUGUACAAUGCUCUACCAGUCAGUGUUCUAAAGUCUGCUAGCUCUCAAUCAAAUCAAAAGCUGUAUGCUUAGAACAACCUUUCAGUGUUAUGUGAUUUUGAUCAGUAGUACAGUGUUCAACCCAGAACAAACUCUUAAAUGUUAAUAUGCAAUGUAAUAAGCAGUGUUACAAGGUUUGCUUGAACGUGAGUGGUUUUUAAUCUCAUCCUAAAGCAACUUGAGCAGAGCGAGUCAUCAACAUACCGUCUUAAAAUCGAUUUUGUUUGACAUAUUUAUACCAAUAAACUUUUCUACCCUGA
This is a messenger RNA of Coregonus clupeaformis (lake whitefish), 2660 nucleotides long. RefSeq names its product SWI/SNF-related matrix-associated actin-dependent regulator of chromatin subfamily E member 1. The record is from RefSeq and is a predicted model, not a curated record. The transcript is spliced from 11 exons. NCBI's taxonomy places the organism in Eukaryota, Metazoa, Chordata, Actinopteri, Salmoniformes, Salmonidae. Gene Ontology annotation, cellular component: SWI/SNF complex. Gene Ontology annotation, molecular function: nuclear receptor binding; nucleosomal DNA binding. The coding region runs from base 109 to 1614 and encodes 501 amino acids. Gene Ontology annotation, biological process: negative regulation of DNA-templated transcription.